CUUCAUUUCAGUUGCCAAACCUCUCUGAGGCAGAAGCAAGGAUCAACUCUCCAGUCUAGCCGGCUGGUGAGGGCGUUCAGCUGCUUUGUUCUACAAGCUCAUGAAGUUGAUCUCGGUCUUCUUUCCACAUGGCUUGUACUGAAAAUGGGCUUGGAGGCGAUAGCCGUUCAUACAUAAUGGUGCCUGCGGACAAAAAUAGAAACAGGGAGACAAGUCAUAAUGUGCCACUUGGGUGUCUGAAUUCCAUGCUGAACGAUGAUGAAGAUGAUGCUGAGAUUUGGGCCUGCCCUACAGUCUCCCGGAGACCCUCCUUCACUGUGCCAAGAGCAGGAGCCCGCAUUCCUGAAAAUCUAAGAGCUCUGAGAUACCCUUUUACACUAACACCUGCUAUUGAGGAAGAGUCCCUAGCAACAGCAGAAGUAAACAGCUCAAAGGGCCUGGAGAGCCAGAGCAAGAAGGGACAUGAUUCUAUUAAUAUGUCUCAGGAAGUUUCUGCAAGCCCGAUGGCACUGAUGAUCAGAGGCCCAAGAGUUGGUAGUGGGGCUCUUGAGAGAAGUGGCAGUAGCUCAAAGCUAUAUAUGCCUGUGCCUAGAUCCCAAGGGUUCUUUCCACCAAGGGGCCCACAGUCACGAGGUCCUCCAUAUGUCCCCACACUUAGAUCGGGGAUAAUGAUGGAGGUGACUCCAGGAAAUGGUAGAAUGGCAUACAAGGGCACCCUGGCUCAUGUUUCUUUCCCACUGGGAAGCCCAAGGCACCCGAUGGAAAAUUGGCAGCAGAGGCCUCCUCUGCAUUUGUCAACCAGUAUUCAGGGCUUACCUUGCUCUUCUCAUUGCUUCAUGCCAUCUCAACCGCCAGCAUUCAAUCCAUUUCCUGUGAUGCCUACUCCUUUUGCUUCUCCCCUGGGAUUUGGCCCACCUCUGCUGCCAUAUUUUUUUCAUUUUAAGACUCGAGCAAUGCACCCUCCUCCAUACUUAAACUAGAG
Messenger RNA from Phodopus roborovskii (desert hamster), 982 nucleotides. RefSeq names its product proline rich 32 (gene Prr32). Bases 129 to 980 code for a protein of 283 amino acids. The record is from RefSeq and is a predicted model, not a curated record. NCBI's taxonomy places the organism in Eukaryota, Metazoa, Chordata, Mammalia, Rodentia, Cricetidae. The transcript has 2 exons.